GUUAAUAUUUCUAUUUGUGAGAAAAAAUUAAGACAAUCGUGAAAAGUGCGAAAAUGAUCAAAGUGGAAGUUCCUUUCGUAAAUAACUUUUUUAUUAUUAAUGCGCGUAAAUACAAUGCGUGAGUUUUUAUUGUUUUCGAACUCUUUUGUUCGCGGUUGAUGAUAAGAUUCAAUUUGCGAUAAGAUAGUCGGAUGCCAAGAUAAAACGUUAUUGUAAAAUGUGUCCUUUUUGCAAGAUAAUUACACAUUGAGGAGGUACUUAACAAAGAAUAUUGAACAAAUGGUGUAAUUAUUAUUAAUAUCUAAUUAAUGAGAAUAUUGGAAAUCGCGAUAUAAUAUUCAAUUAUUAUUUUAUGUUUAAGUGUUCAGUCCGAUAAAUAAUUUUUAAUUGUGAAACGAUUAAAUAAAAGUAAAGUUUAUGAGUGAAAAUUCUGAAUUCUGAUGCAAACAUCAGUUUACAUCCCUUAUGCUCGAACGUAUAUGGCACCACCAAUGGAAUGGCCAAUUCAUUCUCUAUUAACGGAGACAGAACGUCUUGAGCUGGAAUAUGAUGCAGACUGCACAAAUCGGUCAUUAGCAACAUUGCUGGUAGCAUGGCUUGGAGCGGCAAUGGUGGCAUCAGUAUUACUCCGAUGGAAGUACAUGUGGAUUGCCCUAGCUAUAUUAACAUUGCUUUUUCUAAUUGCUUGUGGAUAUGCUGCCUGCAGUGCUCGUCGUUCUCAUGAAAGAAUCGUUUACGAAAAUGGAGACAGGCAUAUCGUCAGAAGAAGGAGACACUCUCUCGAACAUGUUCAAACUGUUUCGAGAGUAGUGGACAAUAAUUAUAUUGUGGAACCACCUUCAUACCAAACAUUCUGGGUACAAGACCUACCGCCAACCUACUCGGCCGUGGUGAGGACUCAGGUUCCAGCAUCAAUUCCAGAUUAUCGGUUGACAUCAGCGGAUGACCCACCAAUUGGUCCAAGGUUAUCGAAUCCACCGUCCUAUUCAAUUGCGAUUGGAUCUAACCACCCGACCGCACAGAUUGGUCAACCGGCGAACCGAACCCUGGAACCAAAUGUACAGAAUUUCCAGUCCAUGAAUCAACCUGGAGGUCAACCUUGGACUCUACCACCUGGACAUCACAUUGUUAGAAGACAAUCUUUUUCGGAAAUUGCCCAACCGAAUGAGGACAAAGUUCCGAAGGAACGACGACGUUCUCAAAGUUUUGGUGUUUUAUCAUCUGGAACAGGAUAUCUGAGCAAUAUAAUUAGCUGCACCUUCAGCAGGGGUGAGAGGAGGACCAACGUUGAGCAAAAUGAUCAUCCACCUCUCACAAGCGAGCAGAGGAUUGUCAUCAGUCAAAUAAAUUCAGGAAGAAACAAUUCUAAGGACUUAAAAAUUUAAGAUGGAGUUGAAAAAAAGCUGUGCCAAUUAGAAAAUAAUAUUUUUGUAUUACUAAAAUAUUUUUAAUUGUUAAGAUUAGAGUAAGAACGAAUACAUUUUUUAUUAAAAAAAAGAGAAAAGGAAAAACUUGGACAAAUUUUAUUAUUAACUUGACUUCUUUUAUUUAUUUGUCAUCGUUAUACUUCUUGACGUCACUUGACACAUCAGUCAUGAGUAAAUCCAGUGCAAUAAAAGAUAAUAUUUUAUAAUACCUCAAGAAAUGAACACUUUGCUCGUAAAACAAGACGCAGUUUCAUUUUAUUGGCCCAUUUCUCUAAGGAUAAAUCUCUGUGGAUUUGUAAAUAUUUCUUGAAAUUAAAUCAACAAAUAGUGUAUGUGUAUUUUUGCAUGAUUGUAAAUAUACGUUUCACAUGAUUGUUUUAUAGCUAUCGUAUACGAUUAAAAGAAAUUUACUGUGUAAAGAAUUAUGAUUUAGGAAUUAAUUUUUAACCAAUUAUGACUGCCAGGAAAACUAUAAAAUUCAGAUUUGUAAAAAAGAAAUAAUUGCUGCGA
Messenger RNA from Belonocnema kinseyi, 1937 nucleotides. RefSeq lists its product as uncharacterized. The transcript has 4 exons. NCBI's taxonomy places the organism in Eukaryota, Metazoa, Arthropoda, Insecta, Hymenoptera, Cynipidae. Bases 441 to 1385 code for a protein of 314 amino acids. The record is from RefSeq and is a predicted model, not a curated record.